GUAAUUAAAAAACGUGAAUGUUUUCAGGCGCGAAAAGAUUUCUUAAAUCGGUCUGCUAGUUUAUAAGAUUAAGCCAUUCAAACAGACAAACAAACAGGCUGUGUUUUUGGGUUUAUUUUUAAAGUCAAAGACAAUAUAUUUAUUGUAAGGGGAAGAACGACAACAAACAUCAAGUCGACCUCAACUGUGUGUGUGUAACGGACGAGGCUCUGGCGAUCGUUCAAUGGCGGUAUACCCAUUACUUGGACAACCGGGUGGAAGAGGAUCAACGAGCUUGGUGCACGAAAAGACCCUCUAAGAGGUCUGCUGUUGAAUGCAACGAGCAACUAUAGCACUAAUUUUACUAAGAAAGAAAUGGUAGACUGCACCACCAGGACCACGAUCUUCAGGAAUGAGGAAAAUACUAGAGAGAGACAGACUGUUCGUAAUAUCAUGUUAAAAAUAAUUUAUUUCGUCAUUAAACUGUAAUUAUUAAUCAAUUUAUUGAGCCUCAGCUUAUCUACAAACUUGGUCCCUUAAUAUUAUCGGAGCACAUUAUAUUAAGAUGUCUAAUAAAACUAGUUAUUCUUCUAAGAGAUUUUGUAUAUCAUAUUUAUUCUCAUCAAGUGAUUCACUUUGAACAGAUAAUAUGAUAAGUAUUAUUAUCAGAGAUAUAUAUAUGUAUACAUAUAUCUAUAUGUGUAUAUAAAGAGACUAUUUCAUCACUUAUACAUGUGAUUUCAGUCAGUGUGAAGUUAACUAUCCAAGUGUUUACAGAUAGACAAGAUGAAGUUCUUACUACCUCUGUUGUUUUUGGCUCUGGCCGUGUUCUCUGAGGCCGCAGUCGUCCCAAAUGCUACCAGAAAUAACAUAAAUAUCGGUUAUGUUCGACCAGGAGACAGGUUACUGCAAAGAGCCUACGUGUACCAGCCACCUAGACCUAACACAAUUCAGUAUCAAGAUUACGUAUACCGCGGUUACUACAACACCCGGAUAUCAGCUAUAGUCGCAACCGAGAUCGGUGCAAGGCAGUUCGCUUCAGCCUGGAUCACACGUGGUGGGAUCGGAUACAACAAUGUGACGAUCAGAGUACAAUCGGCGAGAGGAUACGGAUACAAUUACGCCAUUGAUGUUUGGGGUCGAUAAACAAUUGACAAUAACCA
Messenger RNA from Nymphalis io (European peacock), 1142 nucleotides. Its product is annotated as probable salivary secreted peptide. The record is from RefSeq and is a predicted model, not a curated record. The transcript has 4 exons. NCBI's taxonomy places the organism in Eukaryota, Metazoa, Arthropoda, Insecta, Lepidoptera, Nymphalidae. The coding region runs from base 766 to 1125 and encodes 119 amino acids.